Messenger RNA from Scutellospora calospora, 465 nucleotides. Lineage: Eukaryota; Fungi; Glomeromycota; Glomeromycetes; Diversisporales; Gigasporaceae. The record is from the annotation of a GenBank genome assembly.
AUGACUUCUACAAAUACCGAUCAAACAAUUUUCAUAAAAUUUGAACAAUAUGAUUUUGAUAAAGAUGAAAAUUUUCAGGCUGGCCUUCCAUCAAUUCUUGAAUCGAAUCAAAAUAAAUCACAGGAAGAAUUAGAUAAACUUAAAGAGAAAGCUAAAUGGUUUUAUUUUUCAAAAGUUGUUCAAAAGUUCGAUUAUAAUGAAUAUCUAGCAUGGAAGUUAAAUAAAUCUUCUACACUUGAGUCAUCUAAUAACAUAAAUUUAACAAAACAAGAUACUACAACAAAUGUAGAAGCACCGAAAUAUUCUAGAAGUUUUCAAGAGUUAGUAGAAAUGAUACGUUCUAAUAAGCCAAUACCAGGAAUCAAGGAAAUACCUGAUGAGAUUAAUAGUGGCAUUCCUUCUAGUGCUACAAUAAAACCGCGUCCUAAGCCAUGGGAAAAAAAGAAUAUCUCCGAAACUAUAUAA